AUGAGUAGAAGCAAAUGCCCAGUGGGACUGAUGCCUUCCGUGGUGGCCCCGGCUAAGGAGCCCAACGCCCUGUGCCCGAAGGCGGUGGAACUUGUCCUGGUCAAGGAACAGAAUGGGGUGCAGCUCACCAACUCCACCCUCGUCAACUCCCCACAGACCCCGGUGGAGCCCCAGGAACGGGAGACCUGGAGCAAGAAGAUAGACUUCCUCCUCUCGGUGAUUGGCUUCGCAGUGGACCUGGCCAACGUCUGGCGGUUUCCCUACCUGUGCUACAAAAACGGCGGGGGCGCCUUCCUGGUCCCCUACCUGCUCUUCAUGGUCAUUGCGGGGAUGCCGCUCUUCUACAUGGAGCUGGCCCUCGGGCAGUUCAACAGGGAGGGAGCUGCCGGCGUCUGGAAGAUCUGCCCUGUACUCAAAGGUGUGGGCUUCACGGUCAUUCUGAUCUCGCUCUACGUUGGCUUCUUCUACAACGUCAUCAUCGCCUGGGCGCUGCAUUACUUCUUCUCCUCUUUCACCAUGGAGCUGCCCUGGACCCACUGCAACAACACCUGGAACAGCCCCAACUGCACAGACUCCUACUUCGGCAACACCAGUGACGGCUCGGGCCUCAACGACAGCUUCAGGACCACGCCUGCCGCCGAGUACUUUGAGCGCGGCGUGCUGCACCUCCAUGAGAGCCGCGGCAUCGGCGACCUGGGCCCUCCCCGCUGGCAGCUCACAUCCUGCCUGGUGCUGGUCAUCGUCCUGCUCUACUUCAGCCUGUGGAAGGGGGUGAAGACUUCGGGGAAGGUCGUGUGGAUCACGGCCACCAUGCCAUACGUGGUCCUUUUCGCCUUGCUCCUGCGAGGAAUCACUCUCCCUGGAGCCAUGGACGGCAUCAGGGCGUACCUGAGCGUUGACUUCCGUCGGCUCUGUGAGGCGUCCGUUUGGAUCGAUGCUGCCACCCAGAUAUGCUUCUCACUGGGCAUUGGGUUUGGGGUGCUAAUCGCCUUCUCCAGUUACAAUAAAUUCACCAACAACUGCUACAGAGACGCCAUCAUCACCACCUCGGUCAACUCCCUGACGAGCUUCUCCUCGGGAUUCGUGGUCUUCUCCUUCCUGGGGUACAUGGCCCAGAAGCACAGUGUGCCCAUCGGGGACGUGGCCAAGGAUGGGCCAGGGCUGAUUUUCAUCAUCUACCCGGAGGCGCUGGCCACGCUCCCGCUGUCCUCUGCCUGGGCUGUGGUUUUCUUCAUCAUGCUGCUCACCCUGGGGAUCGACAGUGCCAUGGGCGGGAUGGAGUCAGUGAUCACCGGGCUCAUUGAUGAGUUCCAGCUGCUGCACAGGCACCGGGAGCUCUUCACCCUCUUCAUCGUCCUGGUCACCUUCCUUCUCUCCCUCUUCUGCGUCACCAAUGGUGGCAUCUAUGUGUUCACUCUGCUGGACCACUUUGCAGCCGGCACAUCCAUCCUCUUUGGGGUGCUCAUCGAGGCCAUCGGGGUGGCCUGGUUCUAUGGCGUGCGGCAGUUUAGCGAUGACAUCAAGCAGAUGACCGGGCAGCGGCCCAGCCUCUACUGGCGGCUGUGCUGGAAGUUCGUCAGCCCCUGCUUCCUCCUGUUUGUGGUCGUGGUCAGCAUUGUGACCUUCAGGCCCCCGCACUAUGGAGACUACGUCUUCCCCGAGUGGGCCAACGCACUGGGCUGGUCCAUCGCAGCGUCCUCCAUGUCCAUGGUGCCCAUCUACGCGGCCUACAAGUUCUGCAUCCUGCCCGGGUCCCUGCGGGAGAAAGUGGCCCACGCCAUCACCCCCGAGAAAGAGCGCGAGCUGGUGGACAGCGGGGAGGUGCGCCAGUUCACGCUGCGCCACUGGCUCAUGGUGUAGCGGGGAGUGGAGAAGGAAGGCCCUGGGCAGCCGUCCCUGUGGGAGAGACGCAAACCAAGACGGAAAAGCCGAGCUCGGACAGAAAGGAGGGCUGCUCCACUAUUUAACUUCUGCUUCGCUGGAAACACAGGAGCUUUAUCUUCUGACUGUUUACACCCUUAUGCCACGAGGAGAGGGCCUGCCGUCGUCCUGUGUCGCUGUGUAACCCCGUAGAUCUGUGCCCAUUCCCGCAGGUAGAAAACUGUGUUCUAUUCAUGUAACACGUUCCCCACCCUCAGCCGCCAUCCAGAGCACAGGCCUCAUCUGUGUGCUGAAAAGAAAUACAGAAAUUAUUCGUGCACGCUGUGAGAGCCCAGUGCUCACAGCAGCUCCCUGGGUCACUUAUUUUGUUCAUAUUUUAAAAAUAAUACCAUAUUUUGCCUAAUUGUGCACAAGGUGAAAUGGAAGAACUGCAAAAGUUGAUCAAGUGAGGGGCGGGGCGGGGAUGCUCAUGUCUCCAUGUUACACACUGCGUCUGUUCAGAGCCACGGAGGGCGAGGGUCCGUGUAUGAAGGGAAGGCUAUUUAUGUCCUUGUCACUGAGAAAAACAAAUCCUGUGGCAUCUGUAUGGCCGCCACCACUCCUGCCUGGUGUGGGCCGUGGUCAGCUCAUGCUCACCUUGCUGUGGAUCCCCAGCUCUGGGCCCCGACCAUGCAGAGCCCCGCAGGCAGGCAGCCUGGGACCCCGCCAGGAUUGUAUUUCUCUCUGGCACACAUCACAUCGAUAAAAACACUUUUUAAGUUAGGGAAUGGAUUUUUUAAAUCAUAUUUACCUGUGAAUCAAAACUAAUGCUCAGAUGUAGGAUGGGUCUCUGAAAACUGUUUGCUGAUGUCCAGUUGUUGUUUAACAAAACCAAGUGAGGACCCCUGGCCGAGGACUGCUCUCCGGGCACCUGGCGUCUGCCUGGAGGGAGAGCGGCCAUCGGCCUCAGGAUGCACGGGGCUGCUGACCAUACGCUCUGGCACAGCUCUGUGCCCCGUGGAGAAGUCCCACUGCGUGUGCUGGCCUGGCAGGGCCUUCUCAGCACCCCCUACCAUGGACGCUGUCCCCAGGGGGUAUGGAACUUGCCUCUAGGGCGGGGAGGCGGGCGGUGGGGGGACGGACUGUCAGCUGGAGGCUGUCUGCAGUGUGGCCAAGAGGAAUCAGGUCUGUCCUCUCCUCCUUUGGGGGAGCAUCGAGAGCUCCAUGUAGAACACCGGUGUUGUCAAUGUCUGUCUGUGUCCAUACCCAGCAUCACCAACAAUAAAAACUGUAUGCGGGAAA
Myotis lucifugus (little brown bat) is the source of this 3162-nucleotide messenger RNA. RefSeq names its product solute carrier family 6 member 3 (gene SLC6A3). The record is from RefSeq and is a predicted model, not a curated record. The transcript is spliced from 14 exons. Bases 1 to 1860 code for a protein of 619 amino acids. NCBI's taxonomy places the organism in Eukaryota, Metazoa, Chordata, Mammalia, Chiroptera, Vespertilionidae. Gene Ontology annotation, biological process: sodium ion transmembrane transport; dopamine uptake involved in synaptic transmission. Gene Ontology annotation, molecular function: dopamine:sodium symporter activity; norepinephrine:sodium symporter activity. Gene Ontology annotation, cellular component: neuronal cell body membrane; presynaptic membrane; neuron projection.